Lotus japonicus is the source of this 1113-nucleotide messenger RNA. RefSeq lists its product as uncharacterized. The record is from RefSeq and is a predicted model, not a curated record. Lineage: Eukaryota; Viridiplantae; Streptophyta; Magnoliopsida; Fabales; Fabaceae. The transcript has 2 exons. Bases 1 to 1113 code for a protein of 370 amino acids.
AUGAAUACUAUUCCAUUGACAGCAGUGGACCAACAUUGGAGGAGGCUUACAUCAACAUUUGCACCUGAUGAAUCCCAACCUGUUUUGGGAUUGAGCAUUGCGAUAGAGUUAGAAGUCAUUGCAAAGAUGUUUGAAGAAGCUAACGUUUCCAGAAGACAAACUAUCAAAGAGAGGCUUCCGGAGAUUGCAUACCCGGAUCAGACUCCUAUGUGUCAUCCUCCAAACAAGUUGCCUACAAGAGGUCGGCCCAAUGAACCUAAGGGUUCUACCAGACGCAUUCCUUGUUCUUGGGAGAAUGUUGAUGCAGUACUUGGGUCAAAGCAAGGUAGCAACUCAUUAGCUCCACAAGGCAAGGGGCGUAAGACCCGCUCAACAAAACGGAAGAGAAUUCCUUCCAAUCAAUCUGCACCUAAGAAGAGAAGCAAGGGGAUAGCAAGCAAGUCAGCUCAACUCCCGCCGCAGCACCCGAAAGGCAAAGUUUACUCGACCAACUACAUCUAUGAAGUGCCCGAAUUCCUUCGUGAGUAUGUCAUUGACAUUCACAAUGUUGAAGAUGAUGGCAAUUGUGGAUAUAGAUGCAUUUCUUCCUUGAUGGGUAAGGGAGAACAAAAUUGGAAGCAAGUCCGACAAGACAUGAUAAAGGAGCUUACAUUACGGCAAGGUGUUUAUCAUGGUAUGUAUGGCACCGACAAACAUUACGAAAAAGUACUACAAGCCUUGCAUCUUGCUCCAAAUGAGUUUGCAACGGAGGAGAAGUGGUUAUUCGUGCCGGAUCUGAGCCACAUUGUUGCUACGAUGUACCAGGUUGUGUUCGUGACCUUGUCGAAUCGAGGGGGCUCCACCUACUUCCCUCUCACCGGUCCAGUGCUACAUCCGUCAGAGCACCAGAUUAUAUGUUUACUCCUUGUCAACAACAACCACUGGGUGAAGAUGCUUAUUUCAACUGACUUUCCUUUGCCAACGGUUAAUCCACAAUGGAUUUAUCAUUGUACUGUUGAAGCUCGUGGUUGGCAGCUACCAUACCUGGAUCGCAUGGCCCUAUUCAACAAACUCUCCCGAGAGGCAAACAUACAUAAGGUCGAUGGAGGAAUCAUAAAUCUCGCUGAAGAUUAG